Daucus carota subsp. sativus is the source of this 1317-nucleotide messenger RNA. RefSeq names its product cysteine protease XCP2-like. Bases 65 to 1129 code for a protein of 354 amino acids. Gene Ontology annotation, molecular function: cysteine-type endopeptidase activity. Gene Ontology annotation, cellular component: lysosome. Lineage: Eukaryota; Viridiplantae; Streptophyta; Magnoliopsida; Apiales; Apiaceae. The transcript has 4 exons. The record is from RefSeq and is a predicted model, not a curated record.
AUCCAUCUUUAUAUCAUCUUCUUCUUUCUAUACUUCUUAACAUUCAGUCAAUUGAAGGGGGGUGAUGACACUUUUUUCAUCAACAUUGUCAUUACUUGUUCUGUGUUUUUCUUGCGCGGAUUUUGCCUACUACGCAUUAGCUCGAGACUUCUCAAUUUUGGGUUACUCACCAGAUGAUUUGAAGUGCACUCUAAAACUGAAUACCUUAUUUGAAUCAUGGGGUGCAGAGCAUGGCAAGUUUUAUGAGAGUAUUGACGACAAGUUGCAUAGGUUUGAGAUUUUCAAGGAAAACCUUAUGCACAUUGACGAAACAAACAAGAAAACUAGGAACUACUGGCUUGGAUUGAAUGAGUUUGCUGAUUUAAGCCAGGAAGAGUUCAGAAACAGGUAUUUGGGGCUCAAUGUGGACUACCUCGAGAAGCAAGAGGAAUCAAGUCCUGAAGAUUUCGUAUACAAGGAUGUUGUGAGUUUGCCGAAAUCUAUUGACUGGAGGGAGAAUGGAGCUGUCACUAAUGUCAAGAACCAAGGUUCUUGUGGAAGUUGCUGGGCCUUCUCAGCAGUAGCUGCUGUUGAGGGAAUAAACCAAAUCGUGACCGGAAAUUUAACGUCGUUAUCUGAGCAAGAGCUAGUUGAUUGUGAUACCUCCUUGAACAAAGGUUGCCAUGGAGGUCUCAUGGAACAUGCAUUCACCUACAUCAUGACUCAUGGCGGGCUUCGUAAAGAGGAAGACUAUCCUUAUGUCAUGAAAGAAGGAACUUGUAAGGAGAAGAAGGAACAAACUGAGCUAGUAAGUAUUAACGGGUACCAUAAGUUACCAAAGAAUAACGAAGAAAGCAUGUUGAAGGCACUUGCUCACCAGCCCAUAAGUGUGGGUAUCUCGGCUUCUGGACGUGAUUUCCAGUUUUACAGAGGAGGUGUUUUUGACGGGUUUUGUGGAUUUCGGGUGGACCAUGGAGUGACUGCAGUUGGGUAUGGAACAACAAAGGAUUUGGACUACAUCAUUGUUAAGAACUCAUGGGGACCCAAGUGGGGAGAAAAAGGCUACAUUCGAAUGAGGAGAAAUAUUGGCAUGAGCGAAGGCAUUUGUGGAAUAUACAGCUUAGGAUCUUUUCCUGCAAAAAAUAAGUAACCACACCCUCAAGUGCUAAUACUUACCUUCUCUUACCACUGCUGCUUCUCCUGCUAUCUGCCCUGCUUGUUCUUCACAAUAUGGCAAUUCGGCUAUUUUCUCUACUUUUGCUUUCACUUUUGUACCAUAAAGUGUGUAAUCAGAGUUGAAAUUUGAUCUUGAAUUACAACUGCCAAGUAAUUGCGAGA